Molecule: messenger RNA, 1132 nt
Organism: Homo sapiens (human)
Lineage: Eukaryota; Metazoa; Chordata; Mammalia; Primates; Hominidae
Gene: OR10R2
Product: olfactory receptor family 10 subfamily R member 2
Exons: 2
Coding region: 107-1081 (324 amino acids)
Biological process (GO): G protein-coupled receptor signaling pathway
Cellular component (GO): membrane; plasma membrane
Molecular function (GO): olfactory receptor activity; G protein-coupled receptor activity
Source: RefSeq, marked validated
AGUAAAAUUACCAAGCAGGCAUUGAUGCUAAUGUGAACCAGAAAAAAAGCUCCUUAAUUAUACUCAUUAGGCCUGUAGCUGAUCCAGCCCAUACAGAAGAGGCACAAUGACCACUGUUCUGGGGAGCGAAGUAAUCUUGGCAGAAAACCUCACCAUGGUCACCGAAUUCCUGUUGCUGGGUUUUUCCAGCCUUGGUGAAAUUCAGCUGGCCCUCUUUGUAGUUUUUCUUUUUCUGUAUCUAGUCAUUCUUAGUGGCAAUGUCACCAUUAUCAGUGUCAUCCACCUGGAUAAAAGCCUCCACACACCAAUGUACUUCUUCCUUGGCAUUCUCUCAACAUCUGAGACCUUCUACACCUUUGUCAUUCUACCCAAGAUGCUCAUCAAUCUACUUUCUGUGGCCAGGACAAUCUCCUUCAACUGUUGUGCUCUUCAAAUGUUCUUCUUCCUUGGUUUUGCCAUUACCAACUGCCUGCUAUUGGGUGUGAUGGGUUAUGAUCGCUAUGCUGCCAUUUGUCACCCUCUGCAUUACCCCACUCUUAUGAGCUGGCAGGUGUGUGGAAAACUGGCAGCUGCCUGUGCAAUUGGUGGCUUCUUGGCCUCUCUUACAGUAGUAAAUUUAGUUUUCAGCCUCCCUUUUUGUAGCGCCAACAAAGUCAAUCAUUACUUCUGUGACAUCUCAGCAGUCAUUCUUCUGGCUUGUACCAACACAGAUGUUAACGAAUUUGUGAUAUUCAUUUGUGGAGUUCUUGUACUUGUGGUUCCCUUUCUGUUUAUCUGUGUUUCUUAUCUCUGCAUUCUGAGGACUAUCCUGAAGAUUCCCUCAGCUGAGGGCAGACGGAAAGCGUUUUCCACCUGCGCCUCUCACCUCAGUGUUGUUAUUGUUCAUUAUGGCUGUGCUUCCUUCAUCUACCUGAGGCCUACAGCAAACUAUGUGUCCAACAAAGACAGGCUGGUGACGGUGACAUACACGAUUGUCACUCCAUUACUAAACCCCAUGGUUUAUAGCCUCAGAAACAAGGAUGUCCAACUUGCUAUCAGAAAAGUGUUGGGCAAGAAAGGUUCUCUAAAACUAUAUAAUUGAAAUAUUAUUACAUUUUAGAUUUCUUAAUAAAUAAUGCCUUUUUAUCACAAG